Messenger RNA from Lethenteron reissneri (Far Eastern brook lamprey), 2740 nucleotides. RefSeq names its product tumor necrosis factor receptor superfamily member 3-like. Gene Ontology annotation, cellular component: CD40 receptor complex; external side of plasma membrane. Gene Ontology annotation, molecular function: protein binding. Gene Ontology annotation, biological process: immune response-regulating cell surface receptor signaling pathway. NCBI's taxonomy places the organism in Eukaryota, Metazoa, Chordata, Hyperoartia, Petromyzontiformes, Petromyzontidae. The record is from RefSeq and is a predicted model, not a curated record.
GCUAAGACCCCACACACUCGCAAGAUUCGUAAAGCGCUGCAACGCAUCCUCUCGUAGCUUAGACCCGACGUCAUUGUUGUAAGUCAGUAGCGAGGCACGGGUGGUGAAUCUGACAGUCUUCCGAGUCAAGUCAACUCACAACACAUGGGGUCUGUCGCGUGAACUCCUGUCUGCAAUCCUUCGACACUUCACGUGGCCUCAAAGUGCACCUAGCUUGGCACAAGCGCCGUGGUGACAUCACCCCUUCUUGGUGGCGAACGGCUGCUGCUGUUGUUGUUUUCUUCGAAGACCCUUGCCUCCUAUAAUAAAGACACCGCGUAGGUGGACAACACGAACGCUGAACAUUCAAAACAUGUUCAUGUAUACCAAUUUGUUUUAAACCUCACAAGUGUGCCCAGAUUCAUUAAAUACUACAAUGAACUUCCUGACAAAACUCAGUCGAGCAAACGAGCAAGAUAAUCAUCACGCUGAGAUUAAGCAGGACGCGAUCCAAACAGCAAGUAACAAAAGCCAACUGUUCUUCUACCUUGGCACUUACGGCACUCUUUCCAAGGCACAAGCGCGUGUCAUCCAGGACCAACUUAUCAAGUCAAUAUGUCGUUUUUGGCUGUGCUGUGGCUGAUUGGAGUCGUGCAUACGGCACACGGAUUUUGCAAUCGCUCCACGCAAUAUGAAGUGAAUGGCCUCUGCUGUGAUCAGUGUACUCCUGGACACUUUCGAUCCGCUUGGUGCACCGCGGACUCGCCGACUGGCUGCGAGCCGUGCCCUGAGGGCACCUUCAACUCGGAGUACAACGUCUACCCCAGAUGCGAGUACUGCACGCGCUGCAUUCCAGGGUUUCACCAGGUGACGAUAGAGAACUGCACACCUACUCGGAACACAAGGUGUGGCUGUAAGAAGGUCGAGAACAUCACGAAAUUUGCAAAGGAUGGAACCUUGUUCUGGUGUUGUCCAAAAUGCUCAGCGGGCAUGGAGAGUCUGAACGAAUGUUCCUAUACGGAUUUCGUCACCACGUGCACUGACUGUCCUCCAGGCACGUUUAGUGACCGUCCCGGGUCCCGCUGCCAAAAUUGCACACGCUGUGAACGAGAGCAGUCUCCGUGCACGAACACCAGCGACGCCGUCUGCAGCGGCCCAGAUGUAUCUGCAAAUGGCCAAGCUUAUGCAGCGACAGCUGCAGUAGCAGCGUGCAUCCCCCUCGGGAUUGCUGUGCUGAUGGUGCUGAUGGUGCUGCGUUGCCGUCGUGCUUCUGUUCAACAGAAGGAUGCCCCUCCGAGCGGCUCUAGUUCCAUGGGGAAUUUUUCCACCCAAGGCUCCUUAGCAACCCUGCAACGCCCAGACGAACUUCACUCAAUGCUGAGUCUGGAUUCUCUAGAUGACAUCGAAUAAACCGUCAUGUGAGUGUGUGUGUAGUGGAAAAGAAUCUGAGACAAAUGGAAAUCAGCCCUUUUGUCAGACCCCUCCUAGUCCUUAUAAAGGCCUCAAUACCUGAGGCCUGUUAAGAGGCGUGAACACUGAGAUACAUCUGGCUUCAUGAUAGAGUUUCUCUACAGUUCCUGUAAGGUUAUCAUAAUCAGCUAACACAAUACGCAUUAGCAUUGUUGUGGAGAAUAUAAGUAACACAUAUAUAAGCACACAAAAUAGUAUCCUUUACAAAUGUUUUCCCUGCAGAUAAAUUCGCGAGCAUUUGUGUUGUAUGUCCCAUCAGCCGCACGGCCUUCUGGGUGUGCAUAACUUCAGCAGCAUUGCUCAAUACGAGACAACUCUGGAGCGGGUUUUUGACUUUCAACUUGGAGAGACUCAUUGGGUCAAGUUCACCUUUAACACACACACCGAUUUGUGCCGCAGGGAAUUUACGUUUUAACUUUUAUUUAACAUUGAUUUUAACUUGCAAUAUAUGUGAUUCUUCACGUGAUAGACGUUUUGUCUCGAUAACUUUUUUGAUGUACUUCAAUCGAGCCUGGAAACAUGAUUGUAGCUCUGAAUUGAAAUACUUUUAGGCAAAGGCAAGAUUGUAAUGCUAUUUAACGUGAUUGGGGAAUUCUGCACGACAGUAAACAUAGAAGGGCAUUUGCCAGAACCAUUGUGUAAUUUAAUCUGGUUGCAAUAAUUAAAUUAUAUAUCACUAGCAGGAAGUACCCAGCUUCAUCCAGCAGUAAAAACUUGUAUAUUUCAAAGCUUGUACUCUCUUAAAAAACAUACCGUAUACACAAAUACUAAACAAGUAUUUCCUUCGCCGGUUCUGCAGCAGUGACUGGGCAGUCUCUGGCUUGUCUUGACACAUGCUACUUUGGAGUUUCCUCAGCCCGUGUUGCUAAGGUGCUUUCCUUGUUUGCUGUUGAGACAGCUGCUUCUCCUCUACUGUUUGUUUUGUGCACCGCAGUGCCGCCACUCUCUUCGUGUUUGUUUGCUUUAAAAAAGAUUUGUAAACAAAAUGAAUAAGUCCUUAAUGUGAAACUCCCCUCGAUAAGCAAGCUUUUGGCUUACUAGGGGCACAUGUGCAGAUGUGUACUUCAGCACGCGGCUGAAAUGUAUCAUUACGACAAUCAGCAAACAUUGCACAAAGUUUGAUAUUACUAGCUAAGAUAUUGACAUCGACAUUACUGUAGAAAAAAUCCCAUUCUUUUAUGAUAAGUUUUGGUUGGUAUUACAAUCAAAUGAAUACUUGGAAUUUUAAGGUGAAUUAUCAUACAAAUCAACGCAUUGUAUCUGUGUCCAACGCAUUGAGCAUGUAUUACUC